CCGCGCGAUGGAUGUAGUCCGGCUGGGCCGCGGGCCAGAGGCUCCCUGGAAGAGCAUGUCUGCAGAGGAGUUGGAGAAUCAGUACUCCCCCAGCAGAUGGGUCAUCCGACUGGGAGCAGAGGAAGCCUUGAGGACUUACUCACAGAUAGGAAUUGAGGCCACCAGGAGGGCCCGGGCCACCGGGAGGAGCCUGCUGCAUGUGCCCUACGGAGAUGCCAAAGGGGAGACACUGGACAUCUACCUUCCCCACGAGGCACCUGAAGGUCAGCGCGGGGGCUGGGGGUCCUGCCGCAGGGCUCAGGGGCCAGCCCUGCACACGCACCCUCUUGGUUUUACAGCCUUUCCUGUCUUUGUGUUUGUCCACGGAGGAUACUGGCAGUGCGGAAGUAAAGACGAAUCUGCCUUCAUGGUGGAGCCCUUGAUAGCACAAGGAGUGGCCGUGGUGACAGUGGCUUAUGACAUUGCCCCCAGAGGCAACCUGGACCAGAUGGUAGACCAGGUGACACGGAGCACCGCGUUUGUGCAGAAGCGGUACCCGUCUAAUGAGGGAAUUUACCUGUGUGGACACUCAGCGGGGGCCCAGCUGGCCGCCAUGAUGCUCCUGGCCGACUGGACCAAGCUUGGAGUCACGCCCAACCUCAAAGGCUUUUUCCUGGUGAGUGGGGUCUACGACCUGGAGCCCAUCCUGUACACCUCGCAGAACGCCCCUCUCCACUUGACACUAGAGGAUGCUCAGAGGAACAGCCCCCAGCUGUUGAUGGCCCUGACGCAGCCGGCGGAUCCCACAUGCCACGUGCUGGUGAUCGUGGGCCAGCACGACUCCCCUGAAUUCCAGCGACAGUCCAGGGAGUUUUAUCAGACCCUGUGCCGAGGGGGGUGGAAAGCCUCGUUUGAAGAGCUCCGAAAUGUGGAUCACUUUGAAAUCAUUGAGAAUCUGACCCAGAAGGACGACGUGCUCACGCAGAUUAUAUUGAAAACAAUCUUUCGGGAGUUCUGACGACACCAGACCGCGGCCUGCGUGCACCCCGACUCCGGGAGGCUACUCAAGGGGCUCCAGAGCGAAGCCAGCUUCCCACGGCUCCCAGCAUGGCCGGGUGGGCUUCCUCCCCCGGCAGGAGCCCCUUCUUCCCACUGCCGUGAACACACGUGACGGUCUCCACGUCCUCCCUCCUCUCGGCCUGGAUCCGGCUCUGGGGAAAGUCCACAGGUCGCACCCAGAGCUGCCUCUGCCAAGUCUGGCCACUGUGACUGCUGACGUGGUGUGACAAAAAUGACUUAGCCCCAGCUUGCCACCAGUUUUUGUAUGACCCUUAAGUGAAGAAUGGUUUUACAUUUUUAGAUGGUUCAAAAAGAACGAAAAAUUGCAUAACAUGUAAAAAUUAUGUAAAACUUAAAUUUCAGCAUUCAUAAAUAAAGGUGUAUUGGAACUGUGAACUAAAAUCAAAUCUUAAGGUUCCCCCUCAACCAGUGACUGAACGGACCCCCUCCUGGCCAAGGGGCUAUCCUAAAACUAAUAUCCUAAAACUAAA
Molecule: messenger RNA, 1529 nt
Organism: Propithecus coquereli (Coquerel's sifaka)
Lineage: Eukaryota; Metazoa; Chordata; Mammalia; Primates; Indriidae
Gene: AFMID
Product: arylformamidase
Exons: 10
Coding region: 8-997 (329 amino acids)
Molecular function (GO): arylformamidase activity
Source: RefSeq, a predicted model, not a curated record